This is a messenger RNA of Anoplopoma fimbria (sablefish), 2684 nucleotides long. It is a transcript of the gene dusp8a, whose product is annotated as dual specificity phosphatase 8a. Gene Ontology annotation, biological process: negative regulation of MAPK cascade; protein dephosphorylation. Gene Ontology annotation, molecular function: MAP kinase tyrosine/serine/threonine phosphatase activity; protein tyrosine/threonine phosphatase activity. The coding region runs from base 259 to 2340 and encodes 693 amino acids. Lineage: Eukaryota; Metazoa; Chordata; Actinopteri; Perciformes; Anoplopomatidae. Gene Ontology annotation, cellular component: cytoplasm. The transcript is spliced from 7 exons. The record is from RefSeq and is a predicted model, not a curated record.
CAGGUAAACACCGGCCAUGAAGACACCGUGGCUCUCCCCUCACACAUGGAGGCCAGUUGAAUAACACUCAGGAGCCGCGUGGAGCCUGAGGCAUGGAUCGCUCAGCAUCUGCCCCGCUGGUAGCCUUCCUCCACUGACUUCACCUCCUCCUCCUGCCCAUCUCUUCCUCCACCUUUCCCUCUCUCAUCUACCCCUCGUCCUCCACGCACCAUCCCUUACUCCCCCACGUAUCUGUGACAACUCCGCCACUCCUACAUCAUGGCAGGGGAGAAAGGGCAGACGAAGCGAACCGCGAUGGACAUCAAGCGCCUGGCGAGCCUCAUCCAGAGAGGAACGGGCCGUUUGCUGGUGAUUGACAGCAGAACAUUUUCUGAGUACAAUGCGUCGCACGUGCAAGGUGCGGUCAACGUCUGCUGCUCCAAGCUGGUGAAGAGGCGACUGCAGCAAGACAAGGUGUCCGUCACCGAGCUGCUGCAACCCAACGGCAAGGUGAAGGUGGAGCUGGGCAGGAAGCAGGAAGUGGUGGUUUAUGACCAGAGUUCCAAAGAGGCGGGGCAUCUGUCCAAAGAUGGCUUUGUGCACAUUCUCAUGGGGAAGUUGGAGGGAACCUUCCACAAAGUCUCCCUGCUCACAGGAGGUUUUGCUGCUUUCUCCUCCUGUUUCCCCGGCCUGUGUGAAGGGAAACCUGCCACUGCUCUACCUAUGAGCUUGUCCCAGCCCUGCCUGCCUGUGGCUAACGUGGGGCCCACUCGCAUCCUGCCACACCUCUACCUGGGCUCACAGAAGGACGUCCUCAACAAGGACCUUAUGGCUCAGAAUGGUAUUACCUAUGUGCUGAAUGCCAGCAACACCUGCCCAAAGCCAGACUUUAUCAGCGAGAGCCACUUCAUGCGCAUCCCAGUCAACGACAACUACUGCGAGAAGCUGCUUCCCUGGCUGGACAAAACUAAUGAAUUCAUAGACAAAGCUAAGGUGUCAAACUGCAGAGUCAUUGUGCACUGCCUGGCUGGAAUCUCACGAUCAGCAACCAUCGCCAUUGCGUACAUCAUGAAGACAAUGGGAUUGUCAUCCGAUGAUGCCUACAGGUUUGUAAAGGACCGUAGACCGUCCAUAUCCCCCAACUUCAACUUCCUGGGUCAGCUUCUGGAGUUUGAGAAGGGCCUGCGAUUACUACAAGCUUUGACUUCAACCUCUGAUGACAAGAUAUCCGAAAACAACAGCAAGCAAAGCUCAGAGGUUAACGGAGGUUUCGAGAUGAACAGUCACCACACCAACUACGACUCCUCUCUUGCGGAUGCACACAUCCCAGCAGAACCCAAGCUGCCAUCACCCACAUCCCUCCAGCAAGGCUUCAACGGCCUACACCUCUCCGCGGAGAGGAUCAUGGACACUAACCGGCUUAAACGCUCCUUCUCCCUGGACAUUAAGUCGGUCUACUCCCCAAACAGUCCCAGCCCCUGCCCCAGCCAGGCACCCACACACUCUGAAGACGUCCCAAAGCUGUGCAAGCUUGACAGCCCAGGAACCGGCACCUCCAACGGUGUCUGCUCUCAGUCUCCCGUCCUUGACAGCCCCAGCUCCGCCGACUCACCCUUCCCCUCGCCAGGCAGCGGGGGCAGCAUUGGAGGUUUGGGGCUCCGAGGAAGUGAAGGAGUCCAUCGCACUGGUUCCUCCUCAUCCAGACCCAGGAGGAAAGCCAAGCAUUGCUCCGGCAGUUCCCCAGUCCACUCCCAACCACACCAACCUCCACAGUCCCUGAGCUUGUCGCUGGACCACAAGAGCCCCGGGCUGGACGAGAACGUAAAGGGCUCUCUGCUACUGUCACUACCCUCCCUGCCCACCGCGGGGUCUGGGGCCAUGUGGACCAAACACAGAGACACCGUCCAGGCCACCACUCCCGUCACUCCCGUCACCCCCACCACAGAUGCCCCCUGGCACUUUGGGGCAGUGGAGGGCGGUGUGGGAGAGAUGGAGCUGGGAGGAGGAGGGGGAGGAGGUGGAGGCGGCGGCGGCGAGGAGUCGUCGGUGAGGUUUGGGAGCAGCUCGGCGUACGUGGCGUUUGGGUGCAGCGAAGGUGUGCGGUUACGAGACAAAUCCCAGAGGGAGAAGUCGUCAGCGGCACUGACACAGAGAGACCACCGAGACUCCAUGUCGUCCACAGUGACCCUGUCCAACAGUGCGAACAACAGCGGGCCGUCGUCAGAGAAGCAGUUCAAGCGGCGCAGCUGUCAGAUGGAGUUCGAGGAGGGCAUCUCUGAGACGCGAUCCCGAGAAGAACUGGGGAAGAUCGGGAAGCAGUCAAGCUUCUCCGGGAGCAUGGAGAUCAUCGAGGUAUCCUGACAGAUAAUGGACAUGAUCAGGGCUGUCCCUUGGGGGCAAAAAUGGACCUGGUUAGAGGGAGUGCAAGAGGAGAACAUAUGACGAAGUAGAAGAGGCUUUUAUCUUGCUCCCCUCACGGACAGUGUUAAAGACUCCAACUGAGAGAAGGACAAACGGAUACACGAGCAGAGAGUUAAUGUGAAACGGCCUGUGAUGUGACGUGGUGCUUUGCCAUCCUGAACUCUCAAACAAAUCUGAAUAAAAGUCUGGGGGAGGGUGGGGUAAAGGGAUUGACUGUAGGUACUGAAACUCUUAAUUUUCUUUUUUAGCUCUGUCACAGACAAAAAAAGAAAACGACCCAGGAC